AUGCAUAGAUUUACUUUGACAUUCUUGAACAAGGAUGUAGAGUAGCAAUACUAAUCUAUGAAUACAAAAUAAUCCAUAGAAUUUCAAUAAUAGUAGAAAUGGAUAUUCAUAGUAAUGGGACUCUACUUUACUAUAGUUAAAAUAAUCGAAUAAGAGUGGGUGAGUUUGGGAUUCAUUGUAUUUACCUGGCUCGUAGUCAUUUUUAGUUAUAGAUUCAUAGCUCAACGCAACAAAUUAUAUGAUCUCUUUCUGACAUUUGUAGUUGUUAGUUAUAACCUUUACUUUCCAUUAACCAAAUACUUUUCAUUAACUUAAAGUGAAAGCUAAUAUGUAGACGGCUACUUUAUAUCUGUUGGCACUUUCGGCGUGAUCAAUAUUUUUAGUUUUAGAUUCAAAACUAUUAUAAUAGCCAUAAUCUUUACAUCUUUAGUUAGUUUGAGCAUGAUAUCUGAGGAGGACUUUUGGAAUUAACUUAUCAAAUCCACUCUGUUUACAUCCCUUUAUUUAUAAUAUUUGUAUUGUUUUGAGAAGCAUAAGAAGAACAACUUUCUUAACCAUUUGAAAAGAACAACAACUUUGAAGGGUAUAUAUGACUUAACAAAUAUUCAAACCUUCAUUAUUCAUUAUAAAGCAGAAACUAAAAAAAUAGAAUUGGUACAGAAGGAUGAUUAAUAGGAGAUACAGAAACAAAUUUUGGAUGAUUUCGAUGAUUAUUUAAAAAAUAUGAAUAUUUAAUAGUCUCGGAGUUUGGGAAAGUUCUCAUCCAUCUUGGGCUAAGAUCCUGUAAAUUAAUCUGUAAGGAAACAAUAAUUAAAAUCAUAUUUAUUUGAAUUAUUUCUGAGAGAUCAUAGAAUUUAAUAAGUUAGGAGUGAUGAUUAAUUUGAUAAUAACCAAAUAUAAGGAGAGGCAAUUUAUGAGUAGGAAUAUUAUUCGAUUUAGGUUAUGAAAGUAUUUGAUAUCCAUCCCUGUUUCAUUUUAAUACUGUAGGAAAAGAAGAAGGAAGUAUAGCUGGAAGAAUUGUCCCUGAAGAAUAAAAUGUUAAAAAAAUCUCUGGAUCAGACUUCAUUUAUAUUCAAGCAUCAUGUUCGUGUUUCAUUGAUAUACUUUUAAUGGAUUUAUAAAUAUGCUAAUAAAAAGGAGGAAAUUUUGCUAAUUAACAGAUGUUUAUAGUCUAUUCAUGGAUAAAUUAUAAAGGCCAAUAAUGACUUUUAAAACAUUAUUGAUUUUAAUACAAUAAAUUCAGACUUUUAACGUUCCAUUGUUAAAUAAUUUAACAUUAUUGAUUGCCUUAAUGAAUUAACUAGGACUAUAUGUUACUAUGACAUAAACAAAGAUAUCAAAUUUAAUAUAAUAAAUUAAUUGAGCUCAAAUCAAUAGAAAAUAUAAUAAGACGAGAAAUAGUUUAAAUAAUUAUUAUACAAUUUGUUAUUCUUUGUUUCAAAUUCUUCUCAAACUGUAACAAUAACCCUAUAACAUGAUACUCAUGGACAGCCAAGUAAGUCUGUUAUUAAGAUUAAAAUCACUUAUUAAGGCCCUAAUUUGAGUAAUUAAUAAUUGUAAGGAUUGCAGAUUAUUAAUCCAUAAAAUUUGGGAGAACUUCAUCAUAACGCAUAAAGGCCUCUGGAUUUAGAAAUACCAUUAUCAUUGAUGAUAAUCCGUAAGAUAGGUCCCUAUGAUAAAAUGCGUCUAUCCUAGAAUAAAAAGACUUAGAAUUAUAUCGAAUUUGUUAUUUUUUAAGUAUUAGAAGAACAAUAUCAUUUAAUUCCUAUAUAUCCUUUGCAUCCUCUCAAUUGUUUAAUACUUAAGGAUAAGAAUAGAUUGUAAACUAAAAAAUUCACUUCGCUAUAUGAAAAAUUAUUGACAAGUCCUCGCUUACAAUUCUAAAAUUAUAAUGAUUUUUGA
This is a messenger RNA of Paramecium tetraurelia, 1902 nucleotides long. RefSeq lists its product as uncharacterized. Lineage: Eukaryota; Ciliophora; Oligohymenophorea; Peniculida; Parameciidae. The transcript is spliced from 2 exons. The record is from RefSeq and is a predicted model, not a curated record.